Messenger RNA from Ascochyta rabiei, 1104 nucleotides. RefSeq lists its product as uncharacterized. Gene Ontology annotation, molecular function: phenylpyruvate tautomerase activity. The coding region runs from base 1 to 1104 and encodes 367 amino acids. The transcript has 2 exons. NCBI's taxonomy places the organism in Eukaryota, Fungi, Ascomycota, Dothideomycetes, Pleosporales, Didymellaceae. The record is from RefSeq and is a predicted model, not a curated record.
AUGCCUCACUCUGUCAACAACUCGACUUCCACCGGAGCGAAAAUGUCACGGCCGUCAUCCACCUCCACCUACUCGGCAUCGAAUGCUUUCCCUAAGCAGGCUGGUGCUGCCCUCCUUGCCCCCGAGCCAAACGAUGUGCAACCACUGUCAUCGCCAUCUCAGCUUUCCUUCACAUCAUCCCCGCGGUCCAUCUUGGAAGCCCCUGCGUUCGAUGAUUCAAGAUUACGGCCUGCUACAUCUGCCGGUGCCAACAUUGCACGCCCCUACUCCCGCCAGCGCGCACAGUACUACGAGGAGCAGUUCUCUUACAAAGAGGGUACCUCAUCAUCUGCGCGCGACCGCGUGACCAAAGAUGCACCCAUUGUUGCAGAGCUGAGGACCAAUGUAAUUAUCAAGGAUGAGUACACCCUUGUCACCGACCUCUCCCACCAUCUCUCGACGCGCUACCAGAAGCCCGAGACCUCGAUUAUGAUAACGGUCAACCACUCUGCGUGCUUGUUGCUUGGAGGUUCUUUCGAGCCGACCUACAUUCUCACCAUCAAUGCACUGCCCGUGCAGCUGCAGCCAACUCUCAACAAGCGCAAUGCCGCCAUGAUCCAGAACUUCAUGACCGAGUCGAUUGGCGUGCCAAUUGACCGUGGCAUUGUCAAGUUCGUUGCGAUACAAGAGGAGAGCUUUGCGAUGAACGGGAUGACCAUCCUGGGCGAGAUUGAAAACCUUGAGCGCACCCAGGCUGAGGAGACAGGCAUGAAGCGGGCUAUGACCAAGACCUCCCGCCGAUCUGGUGUCGCCAAAGCGAAGAGUAGCAUCACGCUCUCUCGCAAGACUUCCAAGGCUAACACCAAAGGAAGAACAGUCACCCCUCCGCUUCCUAGCCCUGGUCCACUCGAUUCCGGAAUAGCUGUCAACGAGAACGGCCUCAAGGAGAGCGUACCAGUUCAGUCUGUGGACAGCAAGAUCAACCGCAAGCAAUCAGAGCCGAUCAUGAGCAAGUUCAGCAGGAAACCCAGUACCAAUCUGAUCCCGCCACCAAUUCCUGAAAGCAAAACAACAAAGCAUUCAAUGCCUAAGCGCAAGAGUCUGCUAAACAUUUUCCGCCGAUGA